This is a messenger RNA of Halichondria panicea, 768 nucleotides long. RefSeq names its product probable ubiquitin-conjugating enzyme E2 C. The coding region runs from base 95 to 628 and encodes 177 amino acids. The transcript is spliced from 4 exons. The record is from RefSeq and is a predicted model, not a curated record. Lineage: Eukaryota; Metazoa; Porifera; Demospongiae; Suberitida; Halichondriidae.
AUUAAAUGCACAUGGGAGUGCAUCAUUCAAAAAUUAAAAUUUUUAAAAGUCUGAACAAGCAAAUAGGUCCUCCGGCUCCAGCAGUACAGUAACUAUGGCUACUCAAAACAUUGCUCCACCAGCCCAGACCCAGUCUAAAGGAUCAAGUGCCUCGCAGAUGGCUCCCAAAGAUGGCCACUCAGUCGCCAAGAGGCUCAACCAGGACCUGAUGAAGCUAAUGAUGUCUGGUGAUGACACGAUCAGUGCUUUCCCUGAUGGAGACAACCUAUUCCACUGGGUGGCUACCAUCACUGGGGGCCCGGGAACAGUGUACGAGGGACAGAAGUACAAGUUGUCCCUCUCGUUCCCCCCUGGGUAUCCCUACACUGCACCCACUGUCAAGUUCAGCACAUCUUGCUAUCACCCCAACGUCGACACUCACGGCAACAUCUGUCUCGAUAUCCUUAAAGAGAAAUGGUCAGCACUGUAUGAUGUGAGAACGAUACUCCUCUCCAUACAAAGUCUACUAGCAGAGCCCAACAAUGACAGUCCCCUCAACGCAGAGGCUGCUGAACUGUGGUCCAAUCAAGCAGACUACAAGGUGAUUUUAACUCAAAAGUAUGAGCAAGCUGUAAAGAAUGACUCUUGAGAAACUAUUUAUUGCUGUGCCGUUCUCUGUUUUCUGUGAUCAUUUGAUUUUUCCAUUGGUUUUGGUUGUAGGCUAAAUCACAUGUAUUUAUGUUGUAUUUAGAUACAAGACUUUUUUCAAGUUUAUUGAACCAAUACGUA